AUGGCGGAUGUUUUCCGGAGCCUGAACCUCCUUGGGACCCUCAAAGAGUCCAUGGACCACAAUAAGUUAUCCGACAUCAAGGAUGCAGUGGAGGAUCUUCUGAUCAGUAGGAUCAACCUGGCUGUGAUGGGGGAGCGCGGAGACGAGAAGGCCACCUUCAUCAACUCCCUCCAUGGCCUCAGCUCCGGGGACGACGGAGCAGCUCCGUCUCGGCCCCCUGUUUCCCCGGAGGAGGUGGCGAGCUUCCCCAACCCCAAACACCCCGUCUUUCGCCUGUGGGACCUCCCGGCUGCCCCGUCCACCUCCCCCUUCGAACCCGAGGGAUACAUGGACAGGGUCAAGUUUGCCCGCUACAACGCCGUCUUCAUCACCUUCAACCGGGCGCUCCCACCCAACAGCGUGCGGGUGUUUCUCGAGGCCCGCUCGCAACAGCGGCAGACGGUGUACUUCGUGCUCUUGGCUUCGGCAGGAAGCACCGAAGAGCAACUGGAAGGGCGGAGGAAAGCCGGUUUGGAGGUGCUGACUUCGCAGGGCGUGGCGGCCCCGCCUCAGGUCUACCGGGUGCGACCCUCCGCCCUGGAGAAGUUGGACUUCCCCGGCCUGUUGGAGGACCUGGGACGAGACCUCCCGGAGAUACGGGCCCACGCGCUUCUCCUGGCUCUGCCGGCACUCACCUCCACCCUGGUCGCUCGGAAGAAGGAGGCCUUCAGCGCGCUGGUGUGGGCGGCGGCCUCGCUGUCCGCCGGGGCGGCGGCGGCCGUCCCCGUCCCCUUCGUGGCCUCGGUGGUGGACUGCGGUGUGGCGGCGCGGGUUCUGAGCAAAGCGCAGCUCUCCCUGUGCCUGGACGAAGGGUCGGUCGAGCGACUGGCUCGCCAGCGAGGGGCGGAACCGUCGCGGCUCAAGGGGCUGCGGACCUGCGUUCUGUCGGCGGGGGUCACCAAAGGGGAGGUGAGAGCGCGGCUGGCGGCGGCAGAAAGGGACUUGGCCGCGGUUUCGGUUCCGUCGAAGCUGGCGGAGAUGGCGAUGCCCAGGCACGCCCGCUCGGCCGGCCGCUCCUUUGCUGCCAUGCUGCAGGCGCUGAACGCCGCCAUCGACGAGAUGGCGGCGGACGCUCAGAAGAUCGUAGCCGCUGCUCUCGGGGAGGGAAAGUGA
Pungitius pungitius (ninespine stickleback) is the source of this 1152-nucleotide messenger RNA. RefSeq names its product immunity-related GTPase family, q2 (gene irgq2). Gene Ontology annotation, cellular component: membrane. Bases 1 to 1152 code for a protein of 383 amino acids. Gene Ontology annotation, molecular function: GTP binding. The transcript has a single exon. NCBI's taxonomy places the organism in Eukaryota, Metazoa, Chordata, Actinopteri, Perciformes, Gasterosteidae. The record is from RefSeq and is a predicted model, not a curated record.